GUUGAAUUUCCAGUACUUAAAGGCGAACUUUAAGCUUUAUUUGACGACCCCAUGUGAGCGGAGAUUGCCUAAUAUGGCCGAUACAACAUCCCAUGAUACUGUCGGCGCAUCCACUCUGGCCGCUCCCUACUUUUCCCCAUCCUCGCCUUCACCUUCAGAGCACCCGCCGAUUGACUCGCCUGACAGACUCCCGAGUCCAGUCAGUAGCCCUGGAGCCCGUUCUCCGUCUGGCUCACCUCCAUCCCAUCGUGAGGCUUCCCUUGAGCGUGCGGCUUUGGAACUCGAUGCGCGUCUCGCCCAGUACACCGUUGACUUCAGCCAAUUCCCCAGCACACAUGCGGACGACGGUAUAGACGAACAACAAGAGAUAGAAGAUGAACCGGACAAGCUAUCAGCUGUCGGUGGACCUGAGGAUUUUACUGCAAACUUGGAACGAUAUCUCCUUGGCGAGGAUGACUCGAUAAAUCAAGAUAUUGAUGAUGAGGACAAGGACCAGGGGCAGCCACAGGAGGAAUCGAAGCGCGAGACGGAACCGUUACAGCCUCACGAUAAACCAGCGCGACCAGAUAGCGGCCAGUCGAAUCAACCAGCGGUGGAGGACGAGGCAGAACUGGGCGAGUACAGCGAAUUUGGGCCUCCCGAUGAUAUGUCUACGCCGUCGCAUUUUCUCCGCCGUAAUGUGGCUCCUACCAAAGACACUACUCAUCUUGAAGAUAUUGAGGAGAAUCCGAAUGAUGAGCUGAGUCCGGCAGCGACACCGACAGUUCGGAAGUUCAAAUCACAGACGAACCAAGAUGUGAAACAAGCAGAUAAGGAUCUACGCCGUCAGAUUGCAGAGCUGACUCAGGCUGUAAAGGAGCGCGAUGAGCAGUUGGAAAGGAACCGCAACCGCGUUAUCGAAGCGGCGUCCGCUGGGGAAGAGGUUACGCACUUGCGAGCCGAAUUACAAAGGAAGACCGCCCUGCUGGAGGAUAUGCAAGAGAGUCAUGCAGAGAGGGUCAUAGCCAGAAGAUCUUCCCUCAAUGCGUCUGACUUUCGGGCCCUCCAGAAACAGAUUGCUGAUAUGCAGAAAGACCUGAACAGCCGUAGUUCCCAUGCUGAUAUUGAUACCGAGCGUCUGGAGACCAUUUCAUUGCUGCGCCAACAACUGUCGCUGACUCAAGAGCAAUUGGAAAAGCGCAAUGCCGUGCUGGAUGAUACUCUUGCUAGUUUGAAACAAGUCACAGCGUCGAAAGAGCAACAGCUCCACGAAAAAGACGCUGAGAUUGACAGACUCCGCAGUCAGGUUGACGCCCAACGCGCGGAAAUUGAGAGACUCGAAACGGACGUCGCCGAGGCGCAUCGUGAGUACCGAGCGCUUGAAGACCAAAUGGUUCUGCUUGAAACCAAGAACCGGCCAUUGGAAGAAAAGAACAGCACGCUCGAAGCAGAUUUAAAUCGCGCCCAGUCUCAAGUCACAGCUCAGGAGAAUGCCCUCAAAGCCAUGGCAGCAGACUUGCCGACCGAUACCCCGGGUGGAACGUAUAGCGAAAUCCUUGAACUGAUCAAAGAUCUGGGCCAGCCGAACACCAACCGGUCGACGAGGCCAAGGGACGGCAGCGACCAGGAUCACGACCUUGAACAGAUUUACGAAGAACUAUCCAAACUACGUACUGAAUCAAGCGAGCGAGCUGCGACAAACAAGAAUUUGGAGGCCCAACUCUCGCGCGCUCAUGACCAAGCCGCAGAAUCUCAGCUCUUGAUCCAAUCCAUCGAAGCAGAAAAUAAUCGUCUUGUUAGAAACACAGAAGAGCUCAAAUCAAAGCUGGACAAGACCUUCAACGAAUUAAACCGUCUCCGCACAGAGCACUCCGAAGCACAAGAGACGAUUACACGCCUCCAAGAAAGCCAACAAGCUCAAGCUCAAGCCCAAAUCCAACAACCAAGUCCCCCCUCAACACCCCACGCAAACCCAAAUACAACUUCGCUCUCUGCUCUUGAAGCAAACCACAAAGCCCAGAUCGCCAACCUCAAGACCGCCCAUGCAACAGCCCUCUCUACUCUUCGCUCCGCCCACGCCGACUCAACUCGCAAACUCCGCGCUUUCCUUUCUGCCGCUGAAGCCCGGGAAACCGAACUCCGCUCUCUGCUCGAACAAGAGAAAGAAAUCCACCGCAACGACGAAGAGGAAAAGGAUGCGGAGAUUCAGCGUCUUAACUCUGUCAUCGCAUCCAAGGACGAAACAGCCGCCGCCAUGGAUUUGCGCAUUGCCAAGUCCGUUGAGAAGCGCGAGCGCGAGUGGGAGCGUCGCGUGGAGUUGCUGCUUAAAGAGCGCGAGAGGAUGGGCAAGGCGCUUUUGUGGAGUUGGGGCGAGAAGGAGCACCCUACCAAGAAGGCUAAGGGAAGUAUUAGCGGUAGUGGGAAGACUGCUGAGGUUUCUAGUUGUGAGACCGAUAAGGAAAAUGUAGAUGAUGGAAGGAGACAUGGGCAGGGGCAGCCGUAUAGAUAUAAGUAUGUGAAGAAGACGUGA
This is a messenger RNA of Aspergillus nidulans FGSC A4, 2509 nucleotides long. RefSeq names its product protein snaD. The coding region runs from base 74 to 2509 and encodes 811 amino acids. The transcript has a single exon. NCBI's taxonomy places the organism in Eukaryota, Fungi, Ascomycota, Eurotiomycetes, Eurotiales, Aspergillaceae. The record is from RefSeq and is a predicted model, not a curated record.